GCCUGGCAGUCUAGUGUUUAGGAUUCCGUGGUUCCACUGCAGGGGGCACAGGUUCGAUCCCUGGUCAGGGAACUAAGAUCCCACAGGCCGCAUGGCACUGCCAAAAAAAACCCAACAAAACAAAACAAAACAGGGAAUGAUGACGAUAAUAGUAGGUGAGAGUGGAAUUGCUGGAUUAGAAGGAAUGCCAAACAUUAUUUUAGCUAAUUCUUGCUAUCAAUCCAGAGAGCUAAUUUGUCUUUGAGGGUGAGUUGUUGAUUUUUAUACCUGUGGACAGCUUAGCAGUUUCACCAGGUGGGGUACUGGGGAGAAGUGUGGGUAUGGGAGUCACUGACAGUUGUGCGGGUGGUAGUGUGGACCCUGGGGAGGCAGAGUUGCGUGGACCCUUGGGAGACCCCACAGGGGCCGGAAUUUAGGCCCCCGAUCUCAUUUUCUCCUAACUUGGAGAUGGGGGCACUCUUGUUACCCCCAUUUUACAGAGGAGGAAGGGAAGGCAGCGAUCAGCCGUGUGGGCAGCAGCUGGGGAUGAGAGGGUCACGCCCUGCAUCCCUGCCUCAGAACAGUGAGAGUGUCCUUGAGGAAGGCUAGAGACCGCAGACCCCAAAAUAGAGCCUCCUUCGCCCCCGCUGGCCUCUGGCUGAGCCACCCUGGAAUGUGACCUGGGCCUCGGUUGGAUUCAGGGCCCGGGGGCUGAAGGAGCCUCUGGCACAUCAGGAAUCAGACGCCUGGGCUCCCGGCUUCCUGCCUUUGUCCGCAGCUCCUUGGAACUUUUCAGGGGACAGAUGAGUGCUGCCAGAAAUAACACCAGGCUCGCUGGGGAGCUCCGGUGGCAGGCAGAGUGAAAGGCAGGGGAAGGAAGCCCCACCCACACCCCAAAGAAGUCUUAGGGGAAGGUCUCAGGCCCUGCGCUUGGGAAGGUCGCUGGAACCUCUCUGUGUCUCAGUUUCCUCACCUGCAAAGUGGCUGUGCAGAUGUCCACUUGGGGUGACUUGGGGCCAGGGUAGCAUCAAGAGUGUGGGCUCUGCAGCCAGGCCUGCCUGGGUUAGAAACCCAGACCCUCCACGGUGGGCCCUCGGGCAAGUGGCUCAGCCCCUUCUGUGCCUCAGUUUCAUCUGCUGUAAAAUGGGCUUGAUAGAAAUACAAUGCUUCCUUCCUCAAAGGAUAACACAGUCAGGGCUCAUCAAGUAUCAGCCAUUAUUCCCAAGCAAGGAAACCUUUGCACCUGGCAUAUAGCCAUUGCUCAAGAAAUGGCACCCGGCAGUCAUAUUGGUCCUGCUUCUCAGACCCACCCCAGCUGCUCCCCGGUUGCCAGGUGCCAAGCACUGUUCUAUAGCCCCCUUCAUCUUCAUCACAGCCCAGUGUAGUCUGUAGUGUCGUCACUCCUCUUUUACAGGUGAGGAAACAGGCGUGGGGAAGCAAAGUCACACGGCCGGCAAGGAGCACGGCUGGGAUUUGAAGCCAGGAAGUGUGGUGCUAAGGUCAGGCUCAUAACAACCAUCCUGCCCUCCUGCCUCUUGUGCAGAAAGCGCCGCUGCCGUGUCCUGUCUCUGGGCUCAGACCUGGACUGGAAGAGGGCAGGUGCACGCUGGGCUCCUCCAGCCCUGUGCUAUGCCAGCCUUUAAACGGAGCCUUCAGGAGAAGCUGGCUCACAGAGAGGCGAGGGGAAAGGAAGGGUCCUGGCACGUCCCCAGCACCCCCUUGGAAUCCCCGAGCUGCCCCUUUGCGAGUCUCCUCAAUCAUGGGCUCAGAGGCAGGGUGGGCGUGGGGCGAGAGGAGGAAGUGGGUGGGGGGAGGCAUUUCCUAAUGCCCUCAACCCUCGCCUCUGGUUCUGCUUCCAUAUUGCCCAAAUUCUGGCCCUCAAAUCUAGCCAGUCUCUCUGUCCACCACCUGUUCCCCGCUUUGGGUUAUGUUGGGGGACAGUCAGACUGAGGAGGCAGGAGGCCAUGGUGGAAGAACGUAGACAGGGAGGGGAAGAAGGAUGAAGGGAAGGUGGUCCCCCCUGGACUUUUGGGGAUGGCACAAAAACCCCCAACCUGGAAGUGGAUGAGUUGGAUGCUAGGCCUGGCUCCUGGAGGAUCACAGCCUCCACUCCCACCGUAAUUGCUUUAGUCUCCUGACACAUCUCCCUCCCGCCUCUCGCUCUUGCAACCUUUAUUUAUUUUUUUGGCCGCACUGCGCAGCCUGCGGCAUCUUAGUUCCCCGACCAAGGAUUGAACCUGUGCCUCCUGCAGUGGAAGCGUGGAGUCCUAACCACUGGACCACCAAGGAAUUCCCUCUUGCAACCUUUUAAAAGCACAAUCACAUCACUUCCUAAAUCCUACUUCCUAAAUCACAUCACUUCCUAAAUCACAUCACUUCCUAAAUCCUACCCUCCAGAGGGUUCCCACCACACUUGUAAUAAAAGCCAGACUCUGUCCUCGGCCACUGGCCUUCUUGGUCCCCAGGUCAUUUCCAGUCUUUCACCCCCACAUCCUCCACUCCCACCACAGUGGCUCCUGCUGUCUUGAGAACAUCACCAAGUGCACUCUUGCCCCAGGGCCUUUGCACUUGCUGUUCCCUCUGCCUGUAAGGUUCUUCUCCCCGCUCUUCCUUCCAGUCUCUGCUCACAUGGCACCUCCUUGGACAGGCCCUCCCUGACCACCUUCUCUAAACUAGCGCCUCCCCACUAUCUCGUAUCACCCUUCUUUCUUUUUUCUUUAAUGAGAUGUAUUUCCCAUACUAUAAAACUCACCCUUUUAAAAUAUACAAUUCAGUGGUUUUUAGUAUAGCCACAGGGCUGUGCACCCAUCACCACUGUCUAACUCUGGAAUAUAUUCAUCACUCCAAAAAGAAACCUGGUACCCGUGAGCGGUCACUCUCCAUUCCACCCUCCCCUCAGACUCUGGAAACCAUGAAUCUACUUCCUGUCCCCAUUGAUUUGCCUUCUCUGGACAUUCAUAGAAAUAGAAUCAUACUCUAUAUGGCCUUUUGUGUCUGGCUUCUUUUACUCAGCAUGAUGGUUUUGAGGUGCUUCCAAGUUGUAGCGUGAAUCAGUACUUCACUCCUUUUCAUGACUGAAUAAUGUUCCACCAUAUGAAUACACCACAUUGUGUUUAUACAUUCAUCUGUCGGUGGACAUUUGGGUUGGUUCCACUUUGGGGCUAUUAUGAUUAAUGAUACUAUGAACAAUAGUGUAUAAGUUUAUGUAUGAACUUAUGUUUUCAAUUCUUUGGGGUAUAUUGCUGUCAUAUAGUCACUCUUUUAAUCUUUCAAGAAACUGCGAGACUAGUUUCCAGAGCAGCUGCACCAUUAUACGUUCCCACCAGAAAUACAUGAGGAUUCCCAUUUCUCCACAGUCUUCCCAGCACUUAUUUCCUCUUCUUUUUUUUUUUUUUUAAACACUAUGGCCAUCUUAGUGGAUUUGAAAUGGUACUGCUUGUCGUUUUGAUUUUCAUUUCCCCAAUGACUAAUGAUGUUGAGAAUCUUUUCAUGUGCUCACUGGCCAUUUGUAUAUCUUCCUUGGAGAGCUGUCCAUUCAGAUUCUUUUGUGCAUUGUUAAAUUGGGUUAUUUGUUUUUUCAUUGUCACGUUUUAUCUCCUUUAUUUUCUUCAUCACACUUCUCGCUCUCUGAAAUGAUAUUGCUUCUUUGUUUUUGUCUGUCUCCGCUUAUUAGUGUGUAAGCCCUGUGGGGUCAGGGCUCUCCACCUCAUCUUCCCUGUUCACUCCUGUAUCUCCAGCACCCAGGACGAUGCCUGCUUCAUAGUUAAUAUUUGGUGAAGGUGUGAAUGGAGCCGCGCCCUCAGAGGGUGGUUGGGGAGGAUGAGAUGAGACAUUCAUAUAUCAAAUGCUUGGCCAAGGGCAGGGCCCAGUGCAAGUGCAAUGUCAGUUUGAGUAUAUUAGUUAUCUCUUGCUGUGUAACAAAUUACCAUAUAGUUGGGAGCUUAAAACAACACCCAUUUAUUAGCUCACACUUCAGUAGAUCAGAAGCCCAGUACAGUGUGUCUGUGUUCUCUGUCCCGAGUCUUACAAGGCAGAAAUUAAGGUGUUGGCCAGGCUGCCUUCCUAUCAGGAACCUCCAGGGAAGAGUCUGGCUGAAUUCAGCUCCUUGCGGUUGUGGGACUGAGGUCCCCAUUUCCUUGCUUGCUGUCAGCCAAGGUCCACUCAUAGCCCCUAGAGGCCCCAUGCAUUCCUUGCCAUGUGGCCCCUUCCAUCUUCAAAGCCAGCAGCAAAGAAUCUCCCUUACGCCAAAUCUCAGUCUCUUUUGCCAGGAAGAUCCCUGCCCCUUGUAAGCCCUGUCCUCACCUGAUUAGGUCAGGUCCACUAAGAAGAAGCAUCCUUUCUCAAAGUCAACUGUACCAUCUCCCUCACUCAGUUGUAGGUCAUUGUCGUCAUAUUAGAAUUCCAUCCACCGUAGUGAGGUGUAGAUAUGUUAUUAUAUCCUCAGAGGAGUCCCUCUGCUCUCACAGAUGAGAUUUUGACCUUGAAUGUCACACACAACCUUCCUACCCCCUGGCUGAGCUACCUGUACCCCUGGGGCAUCCCCGCAGGCCAUGGGCAUGGCGUCUGGCCUCCUGAGAGACCUCAGAUUCUGAGCUGGAGAGGGGCAGUCGGGGGUCAGCGACAGGGCAGUUCUUCUACCACUUCCUGCUAUCCAGCCAUGCCCUCCAGCCUUACCCUUUCCCGGUGGGCAUGAGAGGAAGUGUGAGAUGACCAGGACCCUGGUCCAUGCUGGCUCAUACAGAGAACUCUGUAUCCUAAUACCACUGGGUUCUGGAAGGUUCUCCUACCUGCAGAGAGGUGACCACCUUAACUGGACCCCCCAGUAUGUACGAACAUCAACUGGUACCCCAGCUUCUGCUCUCAGCCCCCUGUGGUCUAUUCCCUACUCAGCAGCCAAAAGCCACUUGUAAAAACCAAAGCCAAAUCCUGUCCCUCCUCUGCUUCGAACUCCGAUGGCUCCCCCCUCACUCAGAGCAAAAGCUGAAGUCCUCAGAGCUGCCUGCAAGGCCCUGCAUGGUCUGGCCCCUGUUACUGCUCCGGCCUCACCUUCUACUGUACACGUCUUGUUCCCACAUCCAGCCACCCUGGCCUCCUCACUGUUCUUUGCACACACCAGGCAUGAUCCAGCUUAGGGGCCUCUGCACUUGUUCCCUCCGCUUGGAAGCUCUUCUUUUAGAUAUCCAUGUGGCUCCCUCCCUCACCGCCUUCAGGUCUUUGGUCAGAUGUCUCCUCAGGGAAGCCUUCCUCUCCACUGAAAAUCUCACGCCACGCCCCACACUCUAUCUUCUUCCCUGCUUUAUCAAAUGGUGAUAAGUGCUGUGGCUUCUGCAGGCGACCUGGCGAGCCCCCCCUGGACCUGGGCAGUAUCCCCUGGUUGGGCUAUGCUUUGGAGUUUGGAAAAGAUGCCGCCAGCUUCCUCACUAGGAUGAAGGAGAAGCAUGGUGAUAUCUUUACUGUGCUGGUGGGGGGCAGGUAUGUCACUGUCCUCCUGGACCCACACUCCUAUGACAUGGUGGUGUGGGAGCCUCGCACCAGGCUGGACUUCCACGCCUACGCCGUCUUCCUCAUGGAGAGGAUUUUCGACGUGCAGCUUCCGCAUUACAGCCCCAGUGAUGAAAAGUCCAAGAUGAAACCGACUCUCCUCCACAAAGAGCUCCAGGCGCUCACGGAAGCCAUGUAUACCAACCUCCACACUGUCCUGCUGGGUGACACCAUGGAAGCAGGCAGUGGCUGGCAUGAGAUGGGACUCCUCGAAUUCUCCUACAGCUUCCUGCUCAGAGCCGGCUACCUGACUCUGUACGGUGUCGAGGCACCGCCACACACCCAGGAGAGCCAGGCCCAGGACCGCGUCCACUCAGCCGACGUCUUCCACACCUUCCGCCAGCUUGACCUGCUGCUCCCCAAACUGGCACGUGGCUCCCUGUCAGUGGGGGAUAAGGACCAGGUGUGCAGGGUCAAAGGUCGCCUGUGGAAGCUGUUGUCCCCAGCCAGGCUGGCCACUCGGGCCCACCGGAGCAAAUGGCUGGAGAGUUACCUGCUGCACCUGGAGGAGAUGGGCGUGUCGGAGGAGAUGCAGGCGCGGGCUCUGGUGCUGCAGCUCUGGGCCACACAGGGGAACAUGGGUCCUGCCGCCUUCUGGGUCCUGCUCUUCCUUCUCAGGACCCCCGAGGCUCUGGCUGCUGUCCGCGGAGAGCUUGAGCCUAUGCUCUUGCAAGUAGAGCAGCCCAUUUCGCAGAUGACCGCCCUCCCACAGAAGGUUUUGGACAGCAUGCCUGUGCUUGACAGCGUGCUGAGUGAGAGCCUCAGGCUCACCGCUGCACCCUUCAUCACCCGCGAGGUCGUGGUGGACAUGGCCUUGCCCAUGGCAGAUGGGCGGGAAUUCACCCUGCGAAGUGGCGACCGCCUCCUCCUCUUCCCCUUCCUGAGUCCCCAGAAGGACCCGGAGAUCUACACAGACCCAGAGGUAUUUAAAUACAACCGAUUCCUGAACCCUGAUGGAUCAGAGAAGAAAGACUUUUACAAGGAUGGGAAGCGACUGAAGAAUUACAGCAUGCCAUGGGGAGCAGGGCACAACCAGUGCCUGGGGAGGGGUUAUGCCAUCAGCAGCAUCAAACAAUUCGUGUUCCUCGUGCUGGCGCGCUUUGACCUGGAGCUGAUCAGCCCGGACGUGGAGAUGCCCUUGUUUGACCUCAGCAGGUACGGCUUCGGGCUGAUGCAGCCGGAACACGACGUGCCUGUCCGUUAUCGCAUCCGGCCUUGAGCUCCGGGGCAGAUGGGACUCCACGCACCCAGCCUGACCCUAGUCGCCCAACGUUCUGUGCCUGCGUUCGGCCUGGGUACAGAGCUUUGCACACCCGACGGUGCCAAGCGUUAUCCCUUCCCUACUGUUUUUCCUAGAAGGCUGUGUCUGGGGGAGGGGAAAGUAGGGGAGUGAAGAAAAGACACCAAAAGCUCUGCGGAUUAUCUGCUGCAAAGGUUAAGUUCCAAAACGAGGCUCUUUCCGCUCCCAGCCCCUCUUGCCCCUCUCACCUUUAGGAUACCCACUAAAGCUCGGGCAGACGGGGCACAACUAGGAGACCCCACUGCUCUGCCCCCAGCCCCCACGGGCUGCCGUCCAAGGCCCUGACAGUGGUGCCAUCCAGACCCUAACCAGUCAGAGCAGAUGCUGGCCACUAAAAGGCCAUGUGGGCCUAGCAGUGCGUCUGUUGAAAUAAACUCUGUCCCCAAAUUUUUAUUAAACUACCUAAAGCCAAAGAGUCUCUUACAAUAUCUGCUUUCCUAGGCGCCCCACUUGCUAGACACUUCCCGCAUCUCUCCAUUCACACCGAUCCUUGAGAAAAUGCUGGAGGGUUUCCCGAUGCUGGUGCAUCCCCAGUGUGGAGUGGGGGCAGCCUCCAGAUGAUGGGCUCUGAGGACCAGGCUUCUGUGCGUUACAGUUAUGGGCUCCAGACGGGGUGGGUGUUCCCAGCGCUGGGCCUCAGGCAGGGAGUUAGCAAGACACAGCCCCGCCUGGAUGGCCCCAGUGAAAGGAAGCGGCCAGGGCUCCUGGGACUGGUCAAGCCAAAGAAGAGGAGGUGUUGGUUUCCUACAUUCUAGCUUAGAAGCUCCAGCUGUGGGCACCGUCCAGAUUGCAGGCCUGUUUUGUUUGUCCUACAUUAAAAAAAAAAUACAUUAGUGUUAUCUUGUCAUCUUUGGGAAAGUUGAUUCAAAAUGUCCAGCUUCUCUUGAAAACUUGAAAGAUCUGUCCACACUGGGCCCAUAUUCCCAAGGGCAACCACUGGCCAGAGCUCAGUAGCAGCUGCCUCCCUGUCGGGGGCCUGUGGGCUCUGGUUCACCAGGAUUUCUACUUGGUCUGCUUUUCUAGUCACAGCACCUCCUGUCCCCCGAAGACACCCAAGUUUGAGAACCCUGUUCCUACUCCUAGAGGUGAUAUUGCAGGAGGUGGUGGGAACCCGCUGAUUGGUUCUCAGACCAAUGGUCCAUCCUGUCCUGGGUGCACCACCCUUUGAUCAAACAGAUCAGUGAUGAAAACUUGCCUUUGCAUCAGCUUUAGGAAAAAAAAAAAGAUCAAAAAGAAAAAUUGCCUGGAAACUUUUAUUAUGAUGACAAGUAUUAAUACUAGGUCCUGUUUAUUGAGGACCCUCUAAAUGCCUGUGACAGGAACAGUAGAUAUAGUAUUUCUACUUUUCACGGCAUCUCUGCAAAGAGAGGAUGGUUAUGCCCUCUUUAUAGUUGAGGAAAUGGGCUCAGAGAGGUGAAGUGACUUGCCCAGAGUCGCACAGCUUGUAAGCUGAUAGAAUUUUGCAAACAGACUUACUGUCCCAGUAGCAAAUGCUAGAUGGGUGGCUCUGUGCUCUUUGGGCUCAGUGGGGUGGUGGACCGGCAGUUCUGUUUGGCAUCAGAGAGCUGACAGAGCCAGAGACACCCAUGGGUGGAUGCAUCUCAUGAGAUGUGGACACGCAUACACACAUAUAGCUAGGUCCCUGUAGCUUUAGCUGGAGCGAGAAGAGAGGACCUGAGAUCUCUGAAUGUUCCAGGGGCUAGUCUCUUCUCAGGGCGGCACCGGGGCUUGGGGGCUUCCCUGGCCCUCAGCCUCCAGGCGGCCCUAGGAUUCCCAGACAGGCACUGUGAUUGGCAGGAGGCGGGAUAUCCCCAGGGAAACCCAUCUUCACGCCUGGGUGACCCCCACUGCCUCCUGCUUCUUAACUCUGCAGGAAAUCAGGGCUGGCAGCCUCCUGUGGGAGGACGGAGCCAGUUUCCAUGGCAACCCUCAGCUGCCUCUUCCUUCCUGGCUUGGAAGGGAAGGGAGGAGGCCGCAGAAAUAGCUCCAGGAAGAUCUCUUGUACGUGGCUGCUAACCUGGUGUGCUGGGGAAAAGCCCUUCUGAUUUCCCCCUUCCAAAUCAGGGCUGCUUUGUCACUGAGACUAGAUUCUCACCUGUGUUCAAAAAAGGGCCUUUUCCCUUUAAAGGUGACACCUAGGAGCCACAAUCAUUAGGAAGAGACGAUUCUCCCACCAGGCAGCUCCAGCUGGUAUCAGAGAUAUUGAAGUACAGCUUGGGAGACAAUGCUUUAAACCCACCUUUGUUUCAAUCUUUAUUAUUUUUUCUCUCUUCUUUUAAAAAAUAAAGGCUAUAGAGAAAAGAGGGAGAGAUGAGUGGGUUAGCUCCUUGCUACAGGUUAUUUAGGAAGGUACCCAGAUGUCGUUGUAUUUCUUCAUACCUUGUUUUAGAAUCACAAAAUUGCAGGACCUAUGUCAGAAAUAUUCUUAGGUUGACCUAAGGGAGUGUUUCUUUACCAUCAUCGUGAUUAUUAUUUUUUGCUAUAUUUUGUAUUGUUAUUUACCAGGUAUUUUCCUUUAAACAGUCUCAGUUUUUAAACUUAAAUUUGUUUAAAAAGGGGACUUUUUUUCCUCUGCCGGUAACAACAUGUAUCGCUUGCUGCCAGAAAUAGAAAGUGACUGAAAAAGAAAUCUGCUGGGGAGGGGUCCUCUGUGCUGGUGUCACCAAGGCUUGGAGCCUGAGCUCUGUCUCUUCUCCGUUAGAAAAUGAAACAAACACAUGUUUGAGUGGCGUUAAGGCCACGCCAGCUCCACCCUGAGACUCUGUCCAUGACAGUCACGGGGUGGGGGGAAGGGAGAGAAAGAGGAGUAGGCUGCCCACCACAUGGGCGUGCAUUACGCCUGGUGCGAGGGCUGCCCAGGGUCAUCUCCUGCCACCAGUGGGUCCCGCCCACAGUGAGCUGGGGACAUCCCACCUGCCCAUUCUCCAGGUGGAAAAACAAGCUCGGAGGGAUGACUCGUCUGGCUCAGCGUCACUGAUUUGUAUGUUUGUUGUUUCUUAAAGACGGUGUUUGGUGAGUAGCAGUGAUUUUUCCACCUUGCUGUUUUAACAAAGAAUUCUAUUUUUAUAUAAUAUUGUCGAGUCGAAAUGUGCUGAAAUACAUUAAACCACCCUUGUUUGUG
Aethalodelphis obliquidens (Pacific white-sided dolphin) is the source of this 9941-nucleotide messenger RNA. RefSeq names its product prostaglandin I2 synthase (gene PTGIS). The coding region runs from base 5162 to 6739 and encodes 525 amino acids. NCBI's taxonomy places the organism in Eukaryota, Metazoa, Chordata, Mammalia, Artiodactyla, Delphinidae. The transcript has 9 exons. The record is from RefSeq and is a predicted model, not a curated record. Gene Ontology annotation, biological process: prostaglandin biosynthetic process. Gene Ontology annotation, molecular function: heme binding; iron ion binding; monooxygenase activity.